AUGCCGAAGCCGCUGGCUUCGGUUGACACGACUGUUUGCUGGCCGAAGGGGCGGCCCGACGGCCAGGACUUGAGCAUGCUUCGCACCGAGAUCAAGUCCAGCGGCGUGCUGCUCUAUUCCAAGACCCUUCGGUUGAACAAGCGUUUCGGAGGCGGAACUCAGUUCGUCCCGCACCACGUCAAAGCAACCAAUGCCAAUUUCAAGAAUCCGACCAAUCCCCGUAAUGCCAUGUCCAGGACGAAGCUCAUGCAAAUGAACGAAAGUCUCGAGGUCCACGAAAGCCAGAACCGGUCGUCGGAGGAAAGCAGAGGUAAGGGAGGAGACGGAGAGUUAGAAGGUGUCUUCGAGUGGAUGGAGGAGGAGGACUUCUACCUGGCCUCCGCGAACUAUACACAGGACUUGGGGAUCAACUUGACCUCAGAGCAUCGCGGGACCGAAGCCAAGAGACGCGUGAGCCUUGCUCAGACAGAGUCUCAAGGAGUUUUGCAGCUUUUCAACUUCGAUCACCCGGGAAUGGUGAGCUUCAAUCUCCAGGCUGUCUUGGACCACAACAGUUUCGAGAUGCGCACGCAGAUGGGCUUUGGACCUUUCAACUCAGAGCAGAAAAAGAUCAAGUUAGUGGACAUUGUCAACCAGUUCGCGGUGGUGCUCCAUGCCCUCCCGUGGCUGUCUGCGGCUUCCCGAAAGGAAGCCAUCCACGCGCUCCAGAACUCUCGUCCGGACGUGUUGCCUACGACGCUAAAGCCUGGUACUACCGUCGGAAUCCACAAUCGCUUUUUCAAGCAGUACCUGAACAUAUGGGGCGAUCUGACAGUCCAUUCCAGCGGCACACACGCUUUCGAGACCGCCUUCGAUCCUCACUGGAUUUGGGAGCGGUUUACAGUCAUUGACGCAGGCAAUGGGGAGAUUGCGCUGCACCAUCAGAGGAGCAACAGCUUCCUUGGCGUGAACGCCCACGGGGCCUAUGCUAUCUACGCGGCGGCAGCCCAGCUUCCUGCUCCAUGGCUGGACCAAAGGUUCGAAGUGGUGACAAUAUCCAACGGCUACUUUGGACUUUUCAACCGUCACAGCAAGAACUACCUGUCAAUCGGAGACAACCAUGGCACAUAUCUCUUUCAUUCGCCGACGAAGGACCUCCCCCCGGGUCAUACUCACCAGCAAUUCCGCGCCCACUUGGUCGAGCCCCUCUUGAAGCCAGGUGCCAUCGUGGCUUUGUACAAUAACAUCCACCAUAGAUACGUGCGCAUGAACCAUGCAGAUAUGGAAGUAAGCCACGUCCAUCUUCAUCCCACUGACUUUCAUCAUACUUGGCAUGCGGAACAGUUCGUGGUGGUAGACGCCGGAAAUGGUGAGAUCGCGCUUUUCAGUUGGCGCUUCAAUCGCUUCAUAAUGAUGGCAGCGGAACCAAACGUCCACGUCUUCGGUCACGUAGCAAGCUCUGAAGUUCGAGCUGGGAGCGAUGAUCUACCUGACUGGUGGAUUUAU
Symbiodinium sp. CCMP2456 is the source of this 1485-nucleotide messenger RNA. NCBI's taxonomy places the organism in Eukaryota, Dinophyceae, Suessiales, Symbiodiniaceae. The record is from the annotation of a GenBank genome assembly.